Messenger RNA from Microtus ochrogaster (prairie vole), 1690 nucleotides. RefSeq names its product centromere-associated protein E-like (gene Potea). The record is from RefSeq and is a predicted model, not a curated record. Lineage: Eukaryota; Metazoa; Chordata; Mammalia; Rodentia; Cricetidae. The transcript is spliced from 12 exons. Gene Ontology annotation, molecular function: protein binding. Bases 1 to 1458 code for a protein of 485 amino acids.
AUGGAUAAACUAGUUCUACAGAGAAAAUCUGGAGAAAUCAAUGACCAGAGAUUUCUUAUUAAGGAGAAUGCAAAGCAUGAUGGGCCCCGAAAGAAAACAUCUAAGGGAAAACACAAGCCUGGGUCGUUUGCUAACACGUGGUCAUCCACACAGGGGUUCUCUGCCGAGCAGCGCUGUUCUGUGUUGGUGAUGCUUUGUCCCUGCCCAGGGUCCGAUCACGUUACUCCAAUCUGCAGCGUUUUUGUUGCUGUUAGAUGUGUUUACUAUUCUGGAGGAUCAUUAAAAAUACAGGAUUCACCCAAUUCCUACAAUGCAUUAUUAGAUCUUAAAAAAAUCCAUGAACUACUUAGGAAAAAACAUCAAAAAAUAGAAAAUAAAAUUAUUGCUCUACGGAAGGAGCUAACAGAAAGAAGAGAGGAGAAAUCAAAGUUAGAGGAUGAAAUAGUGGAACAGGAUGAAGAAUUCUGGACACUGAGGUUUACUUUAUGCAAAGAAUUUAAGGAGACAAGAAUUAUUCAUAAAAAUAUUAAGAAACAUUUACAUGAAAAACAAAAGCAGUUCAAUGAAAGAGUCACAAUGGCAGAGCUUGAAAGUCAUCUGAGAACACGAGACAUGGAGCUGAGGAGUGCAAAAACCAUCUUGAAGGAGUUGCAAGAAUCACAAAGACAACACAUAGAAACUCUAAAAAUUGCCCAGAAGAUGAAAGAUCACUUACAAAGGAUUGAGCAAGAACAUUCUGAGUUAAAAGUUGAAGUAAAAGAGCAAGCUAAGAAAAUUGAAGAGCUUCGUGGGUGUCUGCAAAACUCACCUCUAAAAUUGGAACAAAAUGAAAAAUUGACACAGGCAGGUACUCAAGAAACUUUGGAGGAAUUAUGUGAGAACAUUUCCCUGAUGGGUCAGACAGGAAUCAGAAUCCAGAGUCUGCGGUCUGAAUCCUCCAAAACGAAAACCGGAAAAGACUCAAAUACAAGUGCCCAGAAAAGUUAUGAGCAACAGUGUAUAGAAGAAUUAAGGAUUAGCAAUGCAUUGCUAUACAAUUUUUACAGGAACAGGAGACGAGAUAAAUCCCUCAAGCAAGUUCACAUCACAGUGGAGCAGGACACAUCUCCUCUGCCCACACCAGAAACAAGGUUUUCUCUCGAGAACCCUUGCGUGGCAAGCAGUUGCUCUCGCAGACACUUGUUCCCAUGUGGAAACAUGGUUCUUCCAGGAAACCCACGGUCUUCUGAUGACUGCCUGCGAAGCUACCCAGUGACGAUGGAAGACGAGGAAAAAUCGAUCAAAGUACUUACCAAAUUAAAGCAAUCUUUAGAAUAUAAUUUGUAUCAGCAGCAGAAGAAAAAUGAUGAACUAGCAAAGGAGAUAACUAGAAAUAAGAAACUCUUGAAAAUGGCAAAAAUUGGGCAUGAAAUUGGAGAAUGUAGUUAUCAUGGAAAUUCAAAAUCUGAUCAUUUUUGAGAUAUGAGGAGUGUGGUUAGACUGUCACGUGACUGGGUGGGCAGAUACUCCAUUCUUCCACCAUGGAUACAGGCCUCAGUGUGGCAGUCUUGAUGUAUUUCAGAGACAACUUCUGGAACCACAGCAUCUGCAUGGAACAGCAGCUGACUUUUCUAACUGUAGCCUUGGAAACUUGGCCCCGAUCCAGGCACCACCUAGCAGCAAAGAUGACAAAGCACUGCCCUUGAUUAGA